Molecule: messenger RNA, 735 nt
Organism: Blastomyces dermatitidis ER-3
Lineage: Eukaryota; Fungi; Ascomycota; Eurotiomycetes; Onygenales; Ajellomycetaceae
Exons: 3
Coding region: 1-726 (241 amino acids)
Biological process (GO): fatty acid biosynthetic process; secondary metabolite biosynthetic process
Molecular function (GO): fatty acid synthase activity
Source: RefSeq, a predicted model, not a curated record
AUGCGGCCGGCCAAGCCAAAAGCCAACAAACUGGACGGAAACCAUGGAAAAAUUAUUAGUAUUUCUGGGAUCAUUGAAACCGGGCCACAUUCGACGCUUCAAGGGCCAAUUCGGGAUAUUCUGAAGUCAAUUGGGCGGCAAGCCGAUAUUGGAUACAUUUCUCUUCUUAGACAUAACACUUCGGCAAUAGCAUCUACAGUAGAAGAAGCCUUGGGCUGCCUUCAUUGCUCAGGCUAUACGCUCAACCUGCUGUCAAUCAACAACCACUCAAAGGAUGGAGACAUAUCAAGUGAACUGCAAGUGCUGGUAGAUUUGCCUAGUUACCCCUUCACAUACUCACAGAAGUACUGGCACGAGUCUAGAGCGAGUAGUACGGGACACCGAUUACGGCAACAUGGGCGUUAUCUCGGGACUCCCAUAUCAGAACUUCCAUGGGUCGAGGAUCAUAAGAUCAACGGAAGAAUUAUAUACCCCGGAGGGGGCAUUCUAGUGAUGGCAAUUGAGGCUGCGAAGCAAAUUGCAGACCCGAAUUGUACGGUGACCGGCUAUAACGUUAGGGACGUCGUAUUUCAGGCAGAAUUAAAUAUUCCAACAAGCUCCGAUCGUAUCGAAACUCGGUUUUACAUGAAAUCUAUCAGAAGUUCACCGAUGAGGGUGAAUGGUUCAAGUUCAGCCUUCAUAGCUGCAAUCACGAUAAGUGCACUCGCAUGGCUACAUCCAAAUUGACUACUAUAA